AUGAGAUUAUUCGACCCGCUAGGAUUUAUUUCCCAUUAUACCAUCCACGGAAAAGUUAUUAUGCAGGUAAUCUGGAGAAGUGGUGCUAACUGGGACGAUCCUAUCCCCGAACAUCUGCUAGAUAUGUGGUACCGUUGGUUGGAACUGCUAACACACAUCAAUGAAGUACGGGUGCCACGGUGCUACUUCGGCGAUAUGCCAUCCAAUGCCCUAAAAGAACUUCAGGUGCAUAUGUUCGUGGAUGCAAGCGAAUCCGCCUAUGCCUGUGCCGCCUAUGUCGUAUUAGAUUGUAUCGGAGGGCGACGAUGCACGUUAAUAGCUUCCAAAACUAAAGUGUCGCCACUUAAGCCACUCUCAAUCCCUCGAUUGGAACUGCAAGCGGCUAUGAUGGGAACCCGCCUUAUGCAAUCCAUCUGCUCAUCAAUGACGCUCCCGAUAGACAAGAGAUUCUUUUGGACGGAUUCGAGCACUGUGCUGGCCUGGCUUCGUUCAGAUAGCCGAAAAUAUCAUCAAUUUGUCGGAUUUCGCGUUGGAGAAAUACUCUCGUCUAGUAACAUCGAUGAAUGGAGGUAUGUACCCACCUGUCUAAAUGUCGCUGAUGAGGCCACGAAAUGGAAUUCUGGGCCAACAUUCCACGCCGGCAAUCGCUGGUUCUCCGGGCCGGAGUUCUUGUUGAAAAAUGAGAAGGACUGGCCUACUGAUACUGUUCAUUCUAAUAAGAGUACUACUUUGGAGGAACUACGUCCUGUGUUCCUGCACCACUGUACCGUAAUGCCACAACUCAUUGAUGUAUCCCGGUUUUCUAACUGGAAUCGGCUGUUAAGAGCUACUGCAUACGUGCAUCGUGCAAUUAGUAUUCUGCAAAAGAAGUUAACCUACAACGAAAGAUGUUCAGUAUUGCAUACACGUGAAAUUCAAGCAGCUGAAAGUACGCUAUUACGACAAGCGCAGGCUCAAAUCUAUACCGACGAAUUGGCUAUAAUGAUGAAUGACGGGACAAUUAGUAAAUCUAGUCCCUUUAUCGUUUGA
Messenger RNA from Armigeres subalbatus, 1029 nucleotides. RefSeq lists its product as uncharacterized. NCBI's taxonomy places the organism in Eukaryota, Metazoa, Arthropoda, Insecta, Diptera, Culicidae. The record is from RefSeq and is a predicted model, not a curated record. The transcript has a single exon. Bases 1 to 1029 code for a protein of 342 amino acids.